Molecule: messenger RNA, 1325 nt
Organism: Erigeron canadensis
Lineage: Eukaryota; Viridiplantae; Streptophyta; Magnoliopsida; Asterales; Asteraceae
Product: CBS domain-containing protein CBSX1, chloroplastic-like
Exons: 9
Coding region: 190-897 (235 amino acids)
Source: RefSeq, a predicted model, not a curated record
CAUUCACAAUCACAAUAGUAGUAGUGUACACCUUCUUCACGAUUCCCUCAUUCAACUACAUUACAUACACUUCAACCCCACACACUUUUCACACACUCGUAUAUAUACUCCAACAAUGUAAUUCCCUCUCUCUCACACACUCACAUAUACAUACACAUAUACGUACAAAUAUACACGCAAAUUUCCGUUAUGAACUCCAUCAUGUUACCGGCAACCUGUACUUCCGGUACCCUAAUUGAUCGCCGGUUACCGUUUACAUCUCCACAAGCUACCAGCUCUCACCGGCGGCCAGUUUCGUCUCUACGGUUUCCCGAUCCCGAUCAUAGCCGUUUGCCAGCUGUUCGUUCCGUUUCUGCUCAUACUGCUAAUAAUUUCACAACCUCAAGUGAUGGAACAUACACAGUUGCUGAUUUUAUGACCAAAAAGGCAAACUUACUUGUAGUCGAAGCAUCAACAACGGUUGACAAGGCAUUAGAGAUUCUUGUGGAGAAAAGAAUUACAGGAUUUCCGGUGGUUGACGGUGAUUGGAAUUUGGUUGGUGUUGUUUCAGAUUAUGACUUGUUAGCACUUGAUUCAAUUUCAGGUGGUAAUCAUAGUGACACCGUUCUGUUUCCUGAUGUUGAUAGUACCUGGAAAACGUUCAAUGAGAUACAAAAACUUCUUGGUAAAACUGAUGGGAAAGUUGUGGGAGACUUGAUGACACCUUCUCCGCUUGUUGUUCAAGAAACCACAAACCUUGAAGAAGCAGUGAGGUUGUUGCUUGAAACAAAAUAUCGUCGGCUUCCAGUAGUUGAUGUUGAUGGCAAGCUGGUUGGACUUAUUACAAGGGGUGAUGUUGUUAGAGCCGCUCUUAAGAUUAAACAUGCUAUAAAAAAGAUGCAAUUAUCGCAAGACUGAAAUGUCAAAAAUCAUUUAAAGGUUACUCAUGCUUAUAGAGUUGUAGUUGCGGUUGUGGCUUUGACGACAGUAAGAUGGGGAAUGCUUUACUGUAAAUAUAUGAUUUUGAGGAUAUAAAAUACAUGUUGGACAAAUUUGUUUGUUCAAGGCAAGUCUGAAUCCUUAAUUAAUGCUAGUACUACAGCAAUGCCUGUAUCGAGCAACAAAUAUAAGAACCCAUACGACGCUUAUCACAUGUCAUAAAACCAAACCAACUAUAUUGACUAAAAAUUGAUAGACAAUUGUACACCAAAAACAGGUUGGGCAUACUGCAAUGCUAUCUUUUAUAUAUCAUUUUUUGUCGGUCAUUUCAUUGUAUUUAUUGUCAUGUGAUGUUCUUCCGGUUAAUUGCCAUUCAGUAGACAUGGCCAUAUUAAUGUAUUUGUGGC